Molecule: messenger RNA, 1237 nt
Organism: Bactrocera oleae (olive fruit fly)
Lineage: Eukaryota; Metazoa; Arthropoda; Insecta; Diptera; Tephritidae
Gene: jtb
Product: jetboil
Source: RefSeq, a predicted model, not a curated record
UUUAAGUCGUUGAUAAGCAACGGAACCGGCGACCGCAGCGAUAACUUCGCCAGAGUACUGAGUGACGUUUUCAAGUGAAGCGUUGGUCAGCGCGAGAUUGAGUUCGGUGAUUUAGUGUGUGACUGCGAGUGACAAAAGACGGUGCUAUUGUGGACGAACGUAGUGUAAAGCAAGAAAAAAAGAACGCAAGAACGAAAAAAUAUGUUUUCGCACACAAAUCGCUGUCUGCUGCUGCUAUUUACAAUAACAACGGCAACAACAACAAGCAACGCAGCAGUGCUGGCCGCUACGCGCAGUACCGCGAAAAUCUCGCCGGAAAUCAUCAACGAGCUAAAAUACUUUCUCGAUUUGAUACCCACAGCCACAGUGGACGAAAUCGUCGCCAAGCACUACAUCACCGAUUCGAAUUUCCGCGAAGUGUUCAAAUAUCUACGCGGCACGCAAUUUACAGCACUGCUGCAGCAAGUCCAGCAAAUUCCAGAGGUUAUAGACAUACUGGAUUAUUUGCAUUUGCUUGUACCGGACGCACAACAACUGCCCGCAUAUGGCCGCAUCGAUGCAAGUUCGUCCGAUGUGCAGUUGUCGUCGGAACCGCAGCUCAGCUUUGUGCUGUUGAACAAUUUGGAGGAGAACGAAGUGUUGCCACGGGUGAUGAACGAAGAAACUAUGUCAACAUCAUCGGCACCCAUCCUACCACCAUCCGCACUACACUUACGCACGUUUAACAGUUUUGUCGACGAGCUGUUGGGGCACUUGCCGCACGAUCGAUACGUGCAACUGAUUAAUCAAAAGCGUCAGCAGAAUCUGGCAUUCGCGCAAUUUUAUGCAGCAUUGCGCAGCGCCGAACUGCGCCCAAUGGUCGAUGCAACGCUGAAAUCUUCUAAUCUGACGUCAAUAAUUAAAACGCUGACUGCGAAUGGUGUAGAUGUGAUGAACUUGGAGGCCGUAGCUUUUAAAGUAAUUUCCUGGGGACCCGUGCCGAUUGCAUUGCCUUAGUAGCACGUUACAUAUUUAAACGCGGCGCAGUUUUGCUUUUAACUGGAGCGGAUAAUUAUGUAGUGAAAGUAAGGCAUUCAUUAUGCGCUUAAGAAGAAUGAGGUUAAUUAAUUCAUUUUUGCUCUAUAAAUAAAUAUACAUAUGUAUAUAUGAAUUAUAUAUUAAUGCUAGGAUAUAUAACGAUACAUAUAUCAGCACUUAAUAUAAAUGUAUACAUAAUCAAUUGCAGUCAUGCUGUGGA